This is a messenger RNA of Thermothelomyces thermophilus ATCC 42464, 943 nucleotides long. RefSeq lists its product as uncharacterized. NCBI's taxonomy places the organism in Eukaryota, Fungi, Ascomycota, Sordariomycetes, Sordariales, Chaetomiaceae. The coding region runs from base 338 to 811 and encodes 157 amino acids. The record is from RefSeq and is a predicted model, not a curated record. The transcript has a single exon.
GACAGAAACACGAAGUGACGUCCAAUGGUCAAGCCCCGUGCACCACACUGGGCUCAUGGCUCAUUUGUACGAGGAUGUAGGACGUGUCCACGUCCUUCCGAAUCCUGCAAACAAUGGGAGUAGGGCUGCUUUGCCUCAUACUCCGCCUUAACCUAAUACGUCUUUCGGCGUCAUGAUGUUCAACAACGCUAAGUGUCUGAGCAUAAAUAGGUCUCCUCUCCUCAGCCUAGACUGUGUUUCUUGCACCAUCUACACCAAGCUCUCAUCAGUCAAUCGAACAGACACUCAUAUCAGUUAAACGACCACCCUAGGACUCUCAAGCCCUUCUUCUACCAAGAUGCAGUUCUCAACCAAACUCGUCCUCUUCCUUACCGCUGCUGCCGCUGGCGUCUUUGCGGGCCCGGCCGUUGACCCGGGUGCCGUCACCUCCAGCCAAACUGUCCAGGAUGGCGAUAUCCUCUACGUCGGCCUUGACGAGGUAAGCUCACGCAGCGCAGAACUCCCAGCUACACUUGUCUGCCGCGCUGACACCCCUUUCUUUCUUCAUACAGUCUGCCCUCGAGCGCCGUUCCAACGGCGUCGAGAAGCGGUGCACUGGCGCUUAUUUGCCCCCCCACGCAGAUUGCACCCCGGGCCAGUGCCAGUGCCUUGGCAACAACGGUUGCUGGUCUUGCAACGGUGGCCGCACGCAGUGCCAGCCCGGCCCCGGCUCGGGCGUGUGCUGGACCGAGUGAGGAUGGGUGACGGUGGUGGAAAGAAGAAGAACGCUGAGGGGCAUCAUCAUACGUGGCAUCUUCUGUUUUGUUGCUAGGGGAUGAAGGAGUUGGAACUUUUCUUGUUUUCAUUGCUGUGCGCUCAUUACAUCCGUCAUAAUAGUCACUCAGGACGCCGAGCUGGUACAUGUCAUACAACAUAAAUAUAAACAUCAUUGGGCCCAGUCAGC